This is a messenger RNA of Saccoglossus kowalevskii, 601 nucleotides long. RefSeq names its product TBC1 domain family member 2B-like. NCBI's taxonomy places the organism in Eukaryota, Metazoa, Hemichordata, Enteropneusta, Harrimaniidae. Gene Ontology annotation, molecular function: GTPase activator activity; small GTPase binding. The record is from RefSeq and is a predicted model, not a curated record. Gene Ontology annotation, biological process: regulation of GTPase activity.
GUUUACAGUUUCAGGUUGUAACAGUUGUUUUCUUAGUGCCCAUAUGUUGUAGGUGGCAUGCUGUACUAAUCAAUGUAUCUCUGGGACGCCUCUUAGAUUAAGUUAGAAUAUGGCGUCAGAUGUACCAACUGGUACUUUGAUUUCCUUUGAUGAUGAUGAUAGUCUAAAUAAACCAUCAAUAAACGAACCAAAAGAUGUCAAAGAGAAACCAAAAGAAGAUGACAUAUCAACGAAAGAAAGUUCAAAAUCUAAGCUUUGUGGUUAUCUUGAUAAACUUGGAGCCAAAGGAUUAAUACGUGCAUUUAAAACAAGAUGGUUUAUUUAUGAGCCGAGGCGAUGUCAACUGUAUUAUUAUAGAACACCGCAAGAUCUUGCACCUCUAGGAUCCAUUGACAUCGCAAAUGCUACGUUUACCUUUGAUCUCAACAAUACAGAAAAAAUGGGGCAGUUUAACAUCGUAACAAAAAAUCGUGUUUAUCAGCUACAAGCUAAAGACAAUGCUACCAUGAUGUACUGGUUACAAGAAUUACAAGAAAGGCGUCGAGAUUAUAGUCGAAUAAGAACAUGUCAGUCCAGAGAUAGUAAUGUCGCUUCUGUUUCU